Cooperia oncophora is the source of this 975-nucleotide messenger RNA. The record is from the annotation of a GenBank genome assembly. NCBI's taxonomy places the organism in Eukaryota, Metazoa, Nematoda, Chromadorea, Rhabditida, Trichostrongylidae.
AUGUACUCGCCACUCCUAAAUCGCUCUUCUGCUAUGUCAGCUGCCAUGGACAAUUCCUCAAUGGACAGUAGCUCUACCGGAAUGCAGAAGAGGUUUUCCGGUGAUAAUCUGUCUGAUUCGCCCGCUAAGACUCCAGCAUUCCUAUUUGGCCAGAAGAGGCGGUCGGUUGCUCCUGCGACUCCAUCAUACAUUAACAAUCCGUACGCUGGUCAAAAUGCCCCGUCAAACGACAUUUUUGCUUCACCAAUACCAAGCCAGUUGAGAGGAGAAUCUGCUGGAAACAGUGGGAAGUCAGUGCAUUGGUCACCUGCAUUAGUACAAGAACGUGCGCAUCCUUACGACUCUUCUCGUUCCACCCUCAAAACGUUGCCAAGCCAGUCGUCGGGACAGUUUACUCCCUCGUCUAACCUUAGUCCAGCUCCUCCUCUGCGAUCAUUGAGAGAUGAUAUAGAGCCAGUACGGAAAGUGUCACGUCGGUCGAUGAGCAUUCCCGUGACAGAUUCGUCUUUCUCCUCAGCAGCAGCUUCGCGAUCAGCCACGGACCAGGGCCCAGUCCCCAGUCGAGGAAACUGGAUGCAUAUUCGAUACUCGUGCCCAAUACAUGCACGACAAGCUCUUUCACGAAAUGCUUGUCUUAUUGACUCAUCACUGCGGGUCGGCGUCAUUCCUUGCACAGAUAAGGAAAUUGUUGGAGCGGAUGCGUCGCAGAUUGUUUCACCACUUUUCAAUAGAUCAUCUAUGGCUGAACAAUCGAUCAGCGAAGAAGCACCGGAUGAGAUUCCCUCGAUAACUCCCAGUAAAGAAAAUCAGGACUCGCUCAAUGACUCGAUGAGUCGUUCUCGCUUGACAAUGGGAUCAAGAGCAGGCAUGCGAUCGCUCACCAUCUCGUAUGAUAGCCGUCAGGACAAUAAGGACGCUCAACCGGCAAAGCAUGACUCGAUAAUGAACAGAUUAUGGACGGCUGUAGGACUGUGA